UCCUCUGAUCUCAUAGUAUGAUCGCUAAUGCAUACUAAACAGAUAAUCUACGUGACGCUCCAAAGUGCACUGGUAAUGAUCAGCGUGUUGUGGGUUUGCAGAUGGGGAGGCGGAUUAUUCCUUCCCUCCCGCUACCUCUCUGACACUGGAAGAUGCCCUCGCCUUCCCGACCCGGCGCCACUCUAAAAGCCACGACUGAGCAAAGCCUCACGCUGCCGGGCUCUUGGUCGCUCACGCGGAAGGUGUGAACUGAACUGAACCCCGUCCCGGGGCGGAAUGAUGUGCCCUUCACCACAAACGGGGGAAAUGGACCGGCACUGGGAUAGAAAUCGGUCGGAGAGAGACAAGAUUCGCCAGAUCCUUGCAGGAUCAGUGUGAGACCCGACUCAUAAACGGGGCAGUUGGCGCCAGCAGACGGACUAAGCAGGUACCGAUUAAACUUGUGCAAUAGGAUCUGUCAGACAUGGCUACAGUUAGCACACAGCGGUCGUAUCUGCCCCUUCACAGACUCUCGGUCAGAAACAACGAUGAAGAUCUGGAAAGGAUAGAAAAUGGCAGCAGCAGGACCCACUCGUCGUGUGAAGACUCGUCUUCUGAGCUUCAGGCAGUGACAUCUGCAGAACCUAAAGACCAGCAUGAAUCCCGGCGGAGUUCUUUCACAGGCAAUGGAGCUUUUGCCAGGUUAACUAAUUUCAUCAUUGUGCUGAGGAACUGGGCCACUCAGCAAAUCCACGACGAAGACCAAAGACCAGAUUCAUUCUUGGAGCGCUUUCGGGGACCAGAGAUAAAGGAUGUAUCAAGCCAGGAGAGUAACACGCAGUCUGCUGCAGGCGAUCCUGAGCACCAAGGCAGGAGCAAGAAGAAGAAAGACAUAUACAUUAUUGAUCCUGCAGAAAAUCUUUACUAUCGAUGGCUGUCCAUUAUCGCAAUACCUGUGAUGUACAACUGGUGUAUGCUUGUGUGCAGAGCUUGUUUUGAAGAACUUCAAACAAAAAACCUUGCUUUAUGGUUAGUGUUGGAUUAUGUAUCAGAUGCGAUCUACAUCAUGGAUUCAAUUGUAAGGUUUCGAACAGGUUUUCUUGAACAAGGAUUGCUGGUCAAAGAUGCAAAGAAAUUAAGAGAUAAUUACAUGAAGAUGCAUCAGUUUAAGUUGGAUACCCUCUCCCUUUUACCAACAGAUUUAGCGUACCUUAUGUUGGGACUGAAUUACCCUGAGGUGCGAUUUAAUCGUCUGUUCCGCUUCAGUCGAAUGUUCGAAUUCUUCGAUCGUACAGAAACCAGAACAAACUACCCUAACAUAUUUCGAAUUGGAAAUCUUGUUUUGUAUAUCCUCAUCAUUAUCCACUGGAAUGGCUGCAUUUAUUAUGCAAUCUCCAAAUCAAUUGGGUUUGGUGUUGACACUUGGGUCUAUCCAAAUAUAUCCCACCCUGAAUAUGGACGACUUAGCAGAAAAUACAUCUAUUGCCUUUACUGGUCCACCUUGACCUUGACCACCAUUGGAGAAACCCCUCCUCCAGUAAAGGAUGUGGAAUUUCUGUUUGUGGUCAUUGACUUCCUGGUGGGAGUCCUUAUCUUUGCAACCAUUGUUGGUAAUGUGGGCUCCAUGAUCUCCAACAUGAAUGCCUCUCGGGCUGAGUUCCAAUCCAAAAUUGACGCCAUCAAACAGUACAUGCAGUUCCGUAAAGUGAGCAAAGACCUGGAGGUCAGGAUCAUUAAGUGGUUUGACUACCUGUGGAUCAACAAGAAGAGUAUAAAUGAGAAGGAAGUCCUCAAGAGCCUACCCGACAAACUAAAGGCUGAAAUUGCCAUCAAUGUCCACUUGGACACACUAAAGAAAGUCCGCAUUUUUGCCGAUUGCGAAGCUGGCCUCUUAAUCGAGCUGGUGCUAAAGCUGCAACCUCAGGUGUACAGCCCUGGAGACUACAUCUGCCGCAAGGGAGACAUUGGCAGAGAAAUGUAUAUCAUCAAAGAGGGCAAACUGGCGGUGGUGGCUGAUGAUGGAGUAACACAAUUUGUGGUCUUGAGUGAUGGCAGCUACUUUGGGGAAAUCAGCAUCUUAAACAUAAAGGGCAGUAAAGCUGGCAACAGGCGAACAGCCAACAUUAGAAGUAUCGGCUAUUCUGAUCUCUUCUGCCUCUCCAAGGUUGAUCUGAUGGAAGCCCUGACUGAAUAUCCGGAUGCCAAGAAGAUUCUGGAAGAAAAGGGACGCCAGAUUCUGAUGAAGGAUAAUUUAAUAGACGAAGAAGCAGCAAAAGAGGGGGCGGACCCGAAGGACCUGGAAGAGAAAGUGGAAAGAAUGGAGUCCUCCCUGGACACUUUGCAAACCAAGUUUGCCAGGCUCAUGGCAGAGUACAAAUCCACACAGCUCAAACUGAAGCAAAGGAUCACCAAGGUGGAAAAUAAAGUAAAGAACUUUGGCAGUGGAUACCUGUCCGAUGGCUUUGAUAGUGCAACUGAUACCGAAGGAGGAAAAUGAUCGUGACAGCCUGGAGAACAUUCUUCGUUUUUCUUACCAUUUUGAUACUAGGAUUUACUGCUACGAAAAUAAAUUAUUUUUUUACGAAUCUAUAUAGGUAUAGUGUACACCAAAAAUAUCAGUUAGUAUUUAACGCAGAUCUACAAUUAAACUAUACAAACUAAAAUAUGACACAAUUUUCACACUAGCACCAAUCAUAGUUAGAUUUAAAUACCUGUUAUGUCAGAGGGAUUUAAAAUGGAGAGAGGAAGGAGAGAAAGAGGAAUUAUAAUAUGUCAAUCAACACUGUGAAAUAAAGACAGAAGCAAAGUACACCAAAUUAAUGUUUUGACACCUGUGCUGUUGAAGUUUUUGUAUUGGGGUUGCCUUGUUAUUAUGUGGAAUUUAAAUGUUAAAUACACUAAACGUACUUAUUACCCAUUACACCACUGCUGUUUAGUAUAGCAAUGUAGGUCCUGCAUCUCUGGCGGUGUUCAGGGCUUCCUUUACCAUGUCAGUAGCUCCCUCUCGGUUUUCACUACUUUCACUCAUGCAAGUCCCGGGUGGAGACUCAGGAAUACCAUUGCACUCAGACGUAGAAGAAUUCUUUAUUGCUGAUUGUUUUACUAGUCAGGGUUGUUAGCCCUGAGCUGAACCCCUGAAUCUGGACAAUUGGUGAACCUUAGUCGGGCCCUGAGCCUUUGAUCUGUUUAGCAUGGUUGACCCCAACUGAAGCCAAAACACAAGGCCCUUCCUCCAGCCAACAUGGCUCUCUGGGUCAUUGAGGCACACAAGCCUCUCAACCCAGUUUGAAGCUUGUGGUCCUUUUGGAGGUAUACCACUAAGCCUCAGCACAAAAUAGGCCUGUUGAAACAGUUUCCACCUUUUAAAAGGUUGUGAAUGCCUCCCUACUGAACCUCAGCACAAAUUAGGCCUGUUGAAAGUGUGUCCGGCUUUUAAAAGGAUAUGAAUGCCUCCCUUUAAAUUUAAGGUGGGUGUGACUAAUGAAUGACAUGAUAGCUUCUGUGGCUGUGUGUUAAACACUGCAAGGCUGUGGUAAACCAUGUAUAUAUGUUGUAACUCGGUUACCUGUCUGGACACACCCCUCUGCUGACUGCCCCUGUGGCUCCUCCCACAGAGUCCUGUAUAAAGGUGUUCGCCUUGCCCCUCCCCCUCAGUCCGGGGGCAGACACUCACUGUGGAGGUCGUAUUCUACAGCGAAUAAAAGCCUUUCAGUAUUUUACCAAACCUCAGUCUUUUGGAGUAAUUGAAGGUGCUUCAAAGGCAGCAUAAACAAAUACAAUUGCUUAUCAAUUAUUGUCAUUUAAUUUCUCUGAACAUCACCCAUUACUAUCAUGUAAAAGAGAACAAUGCAACAAAUCACGGCAGUGUAAACCAGUUGCUUGUUCUCUUAUGUUUGCUGAAUUAUGCCUUUUAACAAAUCUCAAUGUAAUAAACUAAUAAAUAUGGCUAGAAGGAGCUGGUUAAUCACAGCUCCAACUGUGGGAUUGAUCCCCCGGGAAAGAAGUUCAGUGCGUUAAAGGUAGUCCAGGAAGUAGCUGAAAGAUGAACUAGCUGGGUCUGUGCAAUUCGUUGCUUCAUACUAAGUAAAAAUGAAAAUAAAUUGCUAUGAUUUGGGAUCAAUAUCUUGAGAAAUGGUUCACCCAGGUAUUAUUUAAGAGCCUGGGCAUUGUCAGAUAUGAAGAUUUUCUCUCACUCUUUUUAUGUAUUGGUAAAAUGAAAUCAUUCUAAUGUAUUUAUUAUCCAAAGAAUAUCAAUAAUUUUUGUGAUUAAAAAGUGAUCUUAGAUUUUCAUUUUAAAUUACACAUUUUG
Mobula hypostoma (lesser devil ray) is the source of this 4288-nucleotide messenger RNA. It is a transcript of the gene cnga3a, whose product is annotated as cyclic nucleotide gated channel subunit alpha 3a. Lineage: Eukaryota; Metazoa; Chordata; Chondrichthyes; Myliobatiformes; Myliobatidae. The transcript is spliced from 7 exons. Bases 464 to 2476 code for a protein of 670 amino acids. Gene Ontology annotation, cellular component: plasma membrane; intracellular cyclic nucleotide activated cation channel complex. Gene Ontology annotation, biological process: potassium ion transport; monoatomic cation transmembrane transport. The record is from RefSeq and is a predicted model, not a curated record. Gene Ontology annotation, molecular function: protein-containing complex binding; cGMP binding; intracellularly cGMP-activated cation channel activity.